Cadophora gregata is the source of this 207-nucleotide messenger RNA. RefSeq lists its product as uncharacterized. The coding region runs from base 1 to 207 and encodes 68 amino acids. The record is from RefSeq and is a predicted model, not a curated record. The transcript is spliced from 2 exons. NCBI's taxonomy places the organism in Eukaryota, Fungi, Ascomycota, Leotiomycetes, Helotiales, Ploettnerulaceae.
AUGUUUAUUUCACCCGCCGUCGCCGCGCCGGUGCCUCGACCAUCUCUCGAUGUAGCAAUCUUGCGUGCUUUAGCUACUGGGCUACUUCAAGACAACGUCGAUGGGGCCUUAGUCUCAGCUCCGAACCUUCUUGGGCCCGGUCAAAGCCGUGGCCUCAUCAACAUUCAGAUCGGCCGAGGAAGCAGUGGCCACGACGCCUCGCUCUAG